CCGCCCCUCUCCUCCUCCUCGAGCCGAGCGCGCGCAGGGUGGGGGAGUGCGGCUUGCGCGGUCCUUGUGUUGUCGCAGCCGGUAACGGAAAAGAAAGACAGAGGCGCCAUGGCGGAAAACGCCGGCCUAGAGAACCACCGUAUCAAGAGUUUCAAGAACAAAGGGCGCGAUGUGGAGACUAUGAGAAGACACCGGAAUGAAGUGACCAUUGAGCUGCGAAAGAACAAAAGAGACGAGCACCUUUUGAAAAAGAGAAACGUUCCCCAAGAGGAGAGUCUAGAAGAUUCUGAUGUUGAUGGCGAUUUCAAAUCGCAAAAUGUAACACUAGAAGCAAUAUUACAGAAUGCCACCAGUGAUAAUCCAUCGACCCAGCUGAGUGCCGUACAGGCAGCGAGGAAACUAUUAUCCAGUGACAGAAAUCCACCCAUUGAUGACUUAAUAAAAUCAGGAAUUCUCCCAAUCCUGGUGAAAUGCUUAGAGGCGGAUGAUAACCCAUCUUUGCAAUUUGAAGCCGCGUGGGCAUUGACCAACAUAGCAUCAGGGACAUCUGCGCAGACGCAAGCCGUGGUCCAGUCCAAUGCCGUACCUCUCUUUCUGAGGCUUCUCCAUUCCCUGCAUCAAAAUGUUUGUGAGCAAGCAGUUUGGGCUCUCGGAAACAUUAUUGGUGAUGGUCCUCAGUGUAGAGAUUAUGUCAUCUCACUUGGAGUUGUCAAACCGCUCCUGUCCUUCAUCAACCCCUCCAUCCCCAUCACCUUCCUCCGGAACGUUACAUGGGUCAUUGUCAAUCUCUGCAGGAAUAAGGAUCCCCCGCCACCAAUGGAGACUGUCCACGAGAUAUUGCCUGCCUUGUGCGUUCUCAUAUAUCACACAGAUAUUAAUAUUCUGGUGGACACAGUGUGGGCUUUGUCUUACUUAACUGAUGGCGGUAAUGAACAAAUACAGAUGGUCAUUGAUUCUGGAGUUGUACCAUUCUUGGUACCUCUUCUGAGUCACCAGGAAGUAAAAGUACAGACUGCGGCCCUGAGGGCAGUGGGGAACAUCGUGACCGGCACCGAUGAACAAACUCAAGUGGUUUUAAACUGUGAUGUUCUUUCACACUUUCAAAAUUUGCUGACCCACCCUAAAGAAAAGAUUAACAAGGAAGCGGUGUGGUUCUUAUCCAACAUCACUGCAGGGAAUCAACAGCAAGUUCAGGCAGUCAUUGAUGCAGGGCUUAUCCCAAUGAUCAUACACCAGCUAGCAAAGGGUGAUUUUGGAACACAAAAAGAAGCCGCGUGGGCAAUCAGCAACUUGACAAUAAGCGGGAGGAAAGAUCAGGUUGAAUACCUUGUGCAGCAGAAUGUGAUUCCACCGUUUUGCAACUUGCUGUCCGUCAAAGAUUCCCAAGUCGUGCAGGUGGUUUUGGAUGGCUUAAAGAAUAUUCUUAUAAUGGCUGGAGAAGAGGCUAGCACAAUAGCGGAGAUCAUAGAGGAAUGUGCAGGUUUGGAGAAGAUAGAGGCACUGCAGCAGCAUGAGAAUGAGGAGAUAUAUAAGCUCGCUUUUGAAAUCAUAGACCAGUAUUUCUCUGGGGAUGAUAUUGAUGAAGAUCAGAGCCUCCUUCCCGAAGCCACCCAGGGAGGUACUUACAGCUUUGAGCCGGCAUCCAAUCUUCCAACAAAAGAGUUUAACUUCUGAGUGUUGCAGUGCAGCUUUUCUCUGUCCUACGAGAUAUAUCGCAUCACCAGACAUCCACCAGUUGAAGAAACCCCAAGGCUUCAAGACUCACAUGCCUCUUCGUUUUGAUGCUUCUAAAGCAAAAACCAUAUUAUCUGUCACUUUGCAGUUGCCAAAUGUCACACUCUCACAUGGACUGUAAUUGCAUAUGCAUGAUCUCGGUUUCCUUUGAAAAUUCUAACAAUCCCGACUAUUUUUACUUUUUUUUUUUUUUUCCAUUUGGCACCAUGUGCUGACAGCCACAACAUUUGACCUUUUUUGUUAAGAUUAUUCCAUAGUGGUGGAAAAUCGGCUUACUGUGGGAAAAAGUAGCUUCUGUUAAAUUCGGUGCACUGUACAUCAAGACUUUGGUAUAAUACAUAUUUUCUUUAUCAUUUUUUUUUUUUUUGGAAGACUUUUCAGCAGCACAGUCUGCUCUGAGCCUCCAUCUAACUACAUGGACUCUUUCAUAUUUGUGGAAUUAUAAAUUUGAUGGGGGAAAAAAAGAACAGGAAAGCCAAAAAAAAGUUUCAUGAACCUGUAGAAGAGUUUAAUGUGGGUGAUACAGCGAAACAAGUUAUAUUUAGGAGAAAGAAGACUGUACUUCUGUCUCUCUCAUUGAUGUUUGCUAAACUGCCUCAAAAGUCAGGAUUGCGAAAUGGAACUGAUUAAGGAAAAGGGCAAAAAUGCUUUGCAAUCUAUCGAACGUCGAGCUCUGACCACUUCAACCUAUGUUCUGCUGUCCUGAAGUAACCAAAAGCUGUGCAUGGAGUUUACCCCGAGCUGUAGAACUUUAUUCAUUUAUAGAGUUGAUCUCAAGCUGAAAGCAAGAGUCUCUUUAAAAUAAAAAAGAAUAUUUUGUUGAAUAGAGAACUCAAAACACCUAUCAUGGGGGAGGGACGUGAACCUUGCUUUCAACUUUCCAUGGACAAUGGUAGAUUUUUUCUGUUUUUAUCUGGGCGGAUAAAGAUCAUUUUUAUUGGGUCAGACUGUGGAGCUUUUCAUGUUUACUGUAACUUAGUCUUAAAACGACGUAUACUUCGUAACCAGCGCUUUUGCAAAAAUGACAACAGAACAAGAGCUAUGUAGAAAAAUCCUCGCGAUUUUAUCACUUGUAAAGCAGGGGUCUAUUCCAGAACCUAGAAAUAAAAACCAUAGUCUCAACAACAAAACAAAUAA
Messenger RNA from Spea bombifrons (plains spadefoot toad), 2871 nucleotides. It is a transcript of the gene KPNA3, whose product is annotated as karyopherin subunit alpha 3. Gene Ontology annotation, cellular component: cytoplasm; nucleoplasm; nucleus. The coding region runs from base 109 to 1674 and encodes 521 amino acids. Lineage: Eukaryota; Metazoa; Chordata; Amphibia; Anura; Pelobatidae. Gene Ontology annotation, molecular function: nuclear import signal receptor activity; protein binding. The transcript is spliced from 17 exons. The record is from RefSeq and is a predicted model, not a curated record. Gene Ontology annotation, biological process: NLS-bearing protein import into nucleus.